CUUUUGUAACGAUGCAUUGGAUAACGUGUCUUUGCGGGAGUGUUUCUCGGCAUGCGGGAGAGACUUCGGAGACCGAAAUGGCCUUUGGUCUUCCUCUCUGUCACUGCAAUGUCUGCCGUUAUUCGACUGGCUUGCUUUUCACGUCCUAUCUUCCGACCGAAAAACCGAGAUCUUUUGAGGGAUUGAGUGUCUUUAGAGGAGUCGACGGCUCAUGUCGGUAUUUCUGCUCGAUAUGUGGCUGCCAUGUAUAUCAAUCACACAAAGAUCAAGACGGCGAGUUGAGGUGGGGAGUGGCUACAGGUGUUAUCACAAAAAGCGGUGAUUCAAGCGCGAGAGUGAGUUAUACGGCGCAUCAAAAAGUUGAUGAUGCCAUCGAUGGAGGCGCUUCGAUAUGGCUUCCUCUUGAGGCACAGCAGAAUCCCUCCAACCGCUCACAUUCGGGAUCAUUUACACCAAAAUCGAUGCAUCUCGAUGCACUCUGUGCGUGUGAAGCUAUACAUCUUCGCAUCACACGCCCAAACGAGGCGAGCUAUCUACCGCAUCGCGCAUACCCUGACCUAACGUAUCCUUACUGUUCUACUGAUGAGUCUAUCACGUCAAACCCAUCAGACGAGAAGUGGUGGAUCAAGGGAGACAAAUAUCUCGCUGGAACCUGCAUCUGUGAAUCUUGUCGUCGAGCAUCUGGUUUCGAAAUACAGACCUGGGCCUUUAUCCCCCGAGCCAACAUAUUCAUCCCUUCUACAGAUGGCUCAGGAUCAGAGGUUGCAUUGGACUUUGAGAGCUUACCGACGGGUGCUCUGAAAUCGUAUCAAUCUUCGCAGGGGGCAGUUCGUCACUUCUGCGGUGGAUGCGGCGCAACUGUGUUUUGGCGAGAUGCUACCGAUUCAAGUGUAGUUGACGUGAGUGUAGAUAUAUUCCGUGCUGAUGAAGGAGCUAGAGCCGAGAACUGGUUUCAUUGGCACAAGAGCCGUAUAAGUUUCGCGGAAGAAGUGCAGAAUCAUCGAUCUGGUCCCCUGGCUAUAGCAGCCCAGGGUUUAUUGGGUACUCUUUCAAUGGGCCUGAAGGGAAGCUCUGAAGGUGGACUAGACUGA
Fusarium oxysporum Fo47 is the source of this 1091-nucleotide messenger RNA. RefSeq names its product Mss4-like protein. The record is from RefSeq and is a predicted model, not a curated record. Lineage: Eukaryota; Fungi; Ascomycota; Sordariomycetes; Hypocreales; Nectriaceae. The coding region runs from base 12 to 1091 and encodes 359 amino acids. Gene Ontology annotation, molecular function: carbon-sulfur lyase activity. The transcript has a single exon.